ACACUGAACCAUCGUAAUUCACCUCCAGUCUUGGCAAAUGCGUCGUUGAGAACGUCAGUUUAUAUUCAAGGAAAAGAAUCGGAAGACGAAGAAUCAGGUUUAUAUCUAAAUGUCGGCUUUCUCUAAUAUCUUGUGUACAAAGUCACCGCUGACUUUGCAAACUCAUACUUAAAGCGACGAAAUUAAACAGUUCUUAUAUAAAAAGAAGAAGAAAAAAAGUGGAAUUUUUAUUGUGAUUAUUAAAUUAUAAAUAUUCACUUAUAAAUCGCAAUCUUGCGAGAUCUCGCAAUCAACUCGACUCGAUUACAGCGACUUGCUUGACCUGCAGUUUUACAUAUAAGAUUGAUAUUGCGUAAACUGUGCGUGACGACGUUAUUGCAAUUCUUAGAAGAAAACGGCCAUCGAAUAAUAUAAUCCUUGGAAAUAUAAAUUCUAUAUCGAUCUAGUCAGUGAGACUAAAUUAUAAAUUUAAUGCGGCUCAGUCAGCUGUUAGCGACAGUCGUUUCUGUUGUUUCACAAAACGAAGAAACAUAAACGUCAAAACGGUUCGAACGCUCUUUUUAUGAUACAUUCUGCUCUUUUUCGCGAGCUUCUAGACAACUCGUUUUUACAUCAAUAUCACUAGUGGGUGAAUCCAUGCGUCAGAAUUGUCAAAGUCGGGACACCAGUCCGAAUACGCAGCAUUUUUCUCGGAUUAGGUGUGCAAUUGUUAUUUAAAUUGUGGUGAAGAAAUGUAUCUACUCACGAAGUUUUAUAUCAUUCUUCUUGUGGGUAGUAGCGGCGGCGCUAUGUGGAAAACUAACCCUUUGAUGAAAUUAGUGUACACAUUUCUGCCUCAUUCGUCAAACGAAUCGUCGACUAGCCAGGAAAUAAACUGCGCCGAUUGCGAGCAGAAUAAAAUCAACGUUAACGAUCCCGAUCUGCUUUUGACCGAACUGAGAGUGGAAUACGUGAAGCAUCAGAUUCUGAAGAAACUGCGGCUGUCAAAACCGCCCGAGGUCUCGAUGCCGUUGUCGACUUUACCGAAGCCCUUGAUAAAUGGCAAUGUGCUUGAACUUCAACCCGGAACACCGCUUGAAGAAAAACCGGCGGAAAAUUUUUACGGAAAGACUGACCAGAUCGUUGUGUUUCCGAAUCAAGGUGCGGCCGAUUCGACGAUGUGCCGGCAGAACUCGAAUCAUAUAACGGGGUUCAGUCCGGCAGCUUGUUUCACGUUUUACCUGCCAAAAGAAAUGUUGUAUGUCGACGUGACCUUGGCAGAGCUCUGGUUUUACAAGGAACAAGUCGAGAAUGACGACGAGCUCAAUCAGACCUUUGUGCUAUCUGAGCUCGAUCAUUGGGACCAGGGUGGUAGUUUCGAAAAGAACAUAAUUAUGGCAAUCUUCGAGACCGAUGUCAAAGAAGGUUGGAUAAAGACAGAUAUAAAAUUUAUGGUGAAAAAGUGGGUGGACCGACAUAAACUAAACCACGUUGUCCAGAUAGGUUGCAACACGUGCUCAAUCGAUCAUGAUACCGCGCCGGUGUCAUUUGUACAGAGCAAGAAACCGUUUUUGGUCAUCUAUACGGCACCGUUGCCCCAGAGAAACAGGCCUAAGAGGUUUUCGAAUUGUCAUCCCGAGAUGAAGGAGUGUUGCCGGGACGAACUCUACAUUGACUUCAGAGACAUCGGCUGGAACGAUUGGAUUCUAUUUCCAACUGGAUAUCACGCCUAUUUCUGUCGAGGAUCUUGCAUCACGGCGGCUUCUUUAACUGUUAGCGGUUCGCAAUACAACAACAUUAUUCUGAAGUUAUUGACAAAGGACGGAGCUCUCAAGAACAAGAUAACGCCGUGCUGCUCGCCGACGCAGCUUGCUCCGUUGCAAAUGCUUUACAUCGACAACAACAACACGAUCACGCGGAAAACGCUACCAAAUAUGGUGGUUGAGGCUUGUGGUUGCAUGUGACGCGGCUGAUGCCGCAAGACAGAAAGGGUAGCUGUACUGUCAUCAUCGAGCGGACACGUUUUCGCGACCAACUACACUACCCUUCCCCCUCGUCCGAGCUUCGCUUGUCGUGAAUAUUAGUUUAUCGAGAUUUGCGAGAAAUCUCGUUCUGUUCGCUUGAACAAAUCAAUCGUGCAAAGUAAAUGAUAAUUGCAAAGUUAUACGAGGUAACUCUAGUAAAAAUAAGAGAUACAAUGUUAUUUACGGUAUGGCCCCACCUCGCAAUGUAAUAACGUGCCAAUAAAAAGAUGUAAUAACGUGAAAUAUCACAUCUUUCGAGAAAAAACACUUCUUUGUUAAACAAUUCGAAUCGCACGAGUUACUACGUAACUCGUGACAUCAUGAAAAUCAAGUUUUAAAUUAAUUAGACUUUUGUUACUUUGUAAUUAGACUUUAUUUAAGACUUAAACUAAUUAGAUAAGCUAAAUUACAUAGAAAGAUCUCGUUACAUAUUUUAAUGUGCGUAAAAACAUUUCCAGUGUGCUUGUCAAUAGCAUACAAAGCCGAGAGAUAUUUUGGACAAUUCUGAUAACACAAACAUAUUAUCGUAUCCUGUUACGUCUGACUAUGUAAGACUGUUUCUACUGUUUUUUCUACUGCGUAUUUCUGUCGAGAGUGCUCUGUCAAAGAAACAACUACACAAUCUCUAAUUGAUUACUCAUCAAUAAUGCGAGAUAUGAACAAGUAUAUAAAAAUUUUCUCAACUCAACUUUGCAUAUAUCAAAAGUAAUUUUUCUUACUAUUGCAAAGUUAUAAAGAUUUUGUGAAAAGAGAGAGAAAAAUGUCAAUUUGGAAUCGAUGACAAUAAAACGAUUUAGCCAUACAGUAUUUUCAUACCGGAAACUGUACAAUUCAACAUCGUUAUAAUUGACCUUACCUUACUUAGUUUAAAUAAUAUGUGAAACAUACUAUUUAUAGAAUGUAUAUUUAUUGCUAUCAAGAACAUUUAUACUGGCAUAACAAAUGUUGUUUAUGUUACUAUAUGGAUAGCAAUAUGAUACUAACUUGCUGAGAUACUAAGUUUAUUUGUUGAAAAUAUUUUGUUAAAUGUGUGUGCAAACUAUUUUACUGUAAUAACAAAUUGAUUUUUAUAUUGUGCUUCGCUGAAUUAACAACGUACACUGUUAUAUUAUUUAUAUAAACAAAAUAAAGUUGCUAUAUUAACAAAACACUAUUGUUUUAUCAAGAAAACAUUUUACUAAUCUGAACGAAGCAAGUUUGUUGUUAUAUCAGCAAAGCACUUUUGUAUUAAUAAUACUUUUUGUACGAAAGAAAUAAUUUUGUUUUUCUCAUUUUUUUCUAUAUUAAUAAGAUUUGCUAAGAGAGAUAAACAAAUCGAAAUCGAAUUUUAAAAAAAGUAAAAUCUUGAUAUAAUA
Molecule: messenger RNA, 3358 nt
Organism: Pseudomyrmex gracilis
Lineage: Eukaryota; Metazoa; Arthropoda; Insecta; Hymenoptera; Formicidae
Gene: daw
Product: inhibin beta B chain
Exons: 4
Coding region: 732-1943 (403 amino acids)
Biological process (GO): SMAD protein signal transduction; BMP signaling pathway
Cellular component (GO): extracellular region
Molecular function (GO): growth factor activity; cytokine activity
Source: RefSeq, a predicted model, not a curated record